CUGCGCCGUCCGCCCGUCCGUCUACCCGCAGGCACUGCCGGAGCCAGCCGAGCCGCCGGAGCCGCGGGCCGCGGGGGCGUCGCGGGCCCAACCCCAGGAUGCUCCCCUUUGCCUCCUGCCUCCCUGGCUCUCUACUGCUCUGGGCGCUGCUGCUGUUGCUCUUGGGGGCAGCCUCUCCCCAGGAUUCUGAGGAGCCGGACAGCUACACGGAAUGCACAGAUGGCUAUGAGUGGGACCCAGACAGCCAGCACUGCCGGGAUGUCAACGAGUGCCUGACCAUCCCUGAGGCCUGCAAGGGGGAAAUGAAAUGCAUCAACCACUAUGGGGGCUACUUGUGCCUUCCCCGCUCGGCUGCUGUCAUCAAUGACCUACAUGGCGAGGGACCCCCACCACCAGUGCCCCCCGCUCACCACCCCAACCCCUGCCCACCAGGCUAUGAGCCCGACGAACAGGAGAGCUGUGUGGAUGUGGAUGAGUGUGCCCAGGACCUGCAUGACUGUCGUCCCAGUCAGGAUUGCCAUAACCUGCCUGGCUCCUACCAGUGCACCUGUCCUGAUGGCUACCGAAAGAUCGGGCCAGAGUGUGUGGACAUAGAUGAAUGCCGCUACCGCUACUGCCAGCACCGCUGCGUAAACCUGCCUGGCUCCUUUCGCUGCCAGUGCGAGCCGGGCUUCCAGCUGGGGUCCAACAACCGCUCCUGUGUGGAUGUGAACGAGUGUGACAUGGGGGCCCCAUGUGAGCAGCGCUGCUUCAACUCCUACGGGACUUUCCUGUGUCGCUGCCACCAGGGCUAUGAGCUGCACCGGGAUGGCUUCUCCUGCAGUGAUAUCGACGAGUGCAGCUACUCCAGUUACCUCUGCCAGUACCGCUGCGUCAACGAGCCAGGUCGUUUCUCCUGCCACUGUCCACAGGGCUACCAACUUCUGGCCACACGCCUCUGCCAAGACAUUGACGAGUGCGAGUCGGGGUCGCACCAGUGCUCUGAGGGCCAAACCUGUGUCAACUUCCAUGGGGGUUACCGCUGCGUGGACACCAACCGCUGCUUAGAGCCCUACAUUCAGGUGGCCGACAACCGCUGCCUCUGUCCGGCCUCCAACCCCCUGUGUCGAGAGCAGCCCUCGUCCAUCGUGCACCGCUACAUGAGCAUCACCUCGGAGCGGAGUGUGCCUGCAGACGUGUUCCAGAUCCAGGCGACCUCCGUCUACCCCGGCGCCUACAAUGCUUUUCAGAUCCGUUCCGGAAACUCGCAGGGGGACUUUUACAUCAGGCAAAUCAACAAUGUCAGCGCCAUGCUGGUCCUCGCUCGGCCGGUGACAGGCCCCCGGGAGUAUGUGCUGGACCUGGAGAUGGUUACCAUGAACUCCCUCAUGAGCUACCGGGCCAGCUCUGUACUGAGACUCACCGUCUUCGUGGGGGCCUACACUUUCUGAGGAGGGGGUGGGAACCCUCAUAAGGAGGCCACCCUCCCCACAACCCCCUAUAGCCAAGGAGCCUGGGGCUCAGCAAUGACUGUUUUGCUACAAGGGAAGAUGUUGUCAAGGGCAGAAAGAGAAAGGCAAUAA
This is a messenger RNA of Cynocephalus volans (Philippine flying lemur), 1562 nucleotides long. RefSeq names its product EGF containing fibulin extracellular matrix protein 2 (gene EFEMP2). The record is from RefSeq and is a predicted model, not a curated record. NCBI's taxonomy places the organism in Eukaryota, Metazoa, Chordata, Mammalia, Dermoptera, Cynocephalidae. Gene Ontology annotation, molecular function: calcium ion binding. The transcript has 11 exons. Bases 99 to 1430 code for a protein of 443 amino acids.